Pyrenophora tritici-repentis Pt-1C-BFP is the source of this 1686-nucleotide messenger RNA. RefSeq names its product RNA-binding protein (RRM domain). Gene Ontology annotation, molecular function: RNA binding. The record is from RefSeq and is a predicted model, not a curated record. NCBI's taxonomy places the organism in Eukaryota, Fungi, Ascomycota, Dothideomycetes, Pleosporales, Pleosporaceae.
AUGGCCGCCAGGCCUAGCCCCGGCAGCACGAGCCCCUCGAACUUGUCCAACAGCCCCUUCCCCCACGGCUCCCACAGCAGCUCCACAUCCUCUUCCCCGCCAAAACCCUUUGCUUCGCACAAGACGAUGACGGCCGACGUCUUCGCAUCGCACAUGUACGGCCUGCCAGUCGCAAUCGGCGAGCGCAGGCCCGUCGAAAAGAGCCCUGGACAAAAGGCCCGCCACACCAUCCUGUUGCGCAAGCUGCCGAGCAGCAGCGACCGCGAGGCGGUGCGCAACAUCCUCCUCUUCGCCAAAGAUCUAGUCGACUGCGAGCUCGUUUCGCACCCUAGGCACGCCGACGACAAGGGCUUCGCCUGUGCUCUUGCCCACUUCCAAACCCUCGAGGGCGCACGUGAGGCGCGCGACCUACUCAACGGCAAGCGCAAUGCCACCAACGACGCGACGCUGGUCGUCGAGAUGAUACACGAUGGCCCGCCUGGUGCCAUCGGUUCGCGUCGCAACACAGUCGACAGCACACCCGCGCGAUCAGCCCCGCCCUCGGCCGCCAUGCAGGCCCCCGCUGCAAACGGCCGUCAGUCUUCGCGAUACAACGGCACCUUCCAAAACAUGGAGAAGAUGUCCCCACCCAACGGGACCCCGGGUCUUGGCAACGGGGAAUUCCCCGUCACCAACCUCUUCUCGCCGACAUCCCCCGUCAACACCUCCUUCACCAGCCGCAAUGUGGGCAAGUCAAUCAUCAACAACGAGGCUGAUGAUGACGAUGGCCUGCUCAACGAAUCCAUUGGGUACGCCACGGCUGGUCCACCCCUACAGUCCAACCUGCAGCGCCGUGCCACCAACCCAAACACCUCUUCCAUCCCGACGGGCGUCCAGCAGCGCUUUGCCUCUCUUUCCCUCAACACAAACGGCGUCACAGGCAUGAAAUCCCCCCCGCUUUCCAAUUACGCCUCUCCCCGCUCGACAUCCAACAUGCAAUCGCCGGGCCCCUCCAUGUCGGCCAUGUCACCACACAGCCUUCCUUCUGCCUUGAGCAAUGGACCAAGUACAGGCUACCAGCAGUACUCCCAGCAUUUUGCCAGGCCUACCUAUCCACCAGUGAACCCGGCUGAUCAAAAUCCGCCAUGCAAUACUCUCUAUGUUGGGAACCUACCCAUGGAUACAUCUGAAGACGAGCUCAAAGCCGUCUUCUCAAAGCAGCGUGGAUACAAGCGCCUCUGCUUCCGCACCAAGCAGAACGGGCCCAUGUGUUUUGUCGAAUUUGAGGACACGUCGUUUGCUACCAAGGCCUUGAACGAGCUCUACGGAUACAUGCUCCACAACAGCGUCAAGGGUGGCAUUCGCCUCAGCUUCUCAAAGAACCCCCUAGGUGUUCGUAGUGGUCAGAACUCUGGCAUGGGCCCGCAGUCUGCCAUUACUCCCACUACCCCUCUUUCCGGGUUUGGUAACAAUGUCGUAGCCCCCCCGGGCUUCUCCACGGCUACUGGCCCACCACCAGGACUAUCUGCACCCCCAGGGUUAUCCGCUUCACUCCACACCAACGGUAGCUCUGGCUUUGGAGUCCAUUCCAAUGGCGGCUUUGGAAUGAAUCCCAACGUCAUGGCCGGUGGGAUGCGCCAGCCACUAGCAUCCAGUGGCGCUGGCAACGGCUUCGGAGGCUACUCCACAUACAUGAUGGGGCGCUAG